GGUGUUGUAAAAUCGGACCAGAGCAACUCACCUCAGAACCGUCAGAACGCUCGUCGAACGAAGAGAGCUCAAUGCGCCACGAUUCCGAUUCCGACGACGAUCCUGACUACGUGCCCACAGCAGAGGACACUCUAUCCUCGGACGAUGAACCGGAAGCCAAGCGUGCACGCACCAGCCCGCCACAACCCGCUGAGCAGGACGAAGAUGCGAAGAAGAGAGAACGCGAUGCACUGUGGGCCCAAUUCCAGGCGUCCGUAGCUGCGCCACAGCCGAAGCCAUCGAGCACUCCACCGCGGAUGGUGAAGAUAGAGAGACGAUACCGCUUUGCUGGGGAAGACGUCGUAGAAGUGAAGGAGGUGCCCGAAGACUCGGAUGAAGCGAAGAAGUGGCCCCGAUGGGAGCCUUCUGGAACACAGCGCGAAAGCAACCCUACCAGAUCUAACAGUCGCGAAGGCUCUGCAUUGCUGCCAUCCACAUCCGAUGGUCACAAGAACACUGCAUCUCAACCAUCCAAAUCCGUCGGUCCAGAGGACUCUGCAUCUCCGCCAGUUGAACCUCCAGAAGCUGCCAAGCCAUCUACAGUGGCCAGCGGAUCCUCUUCCGCCGCUCCUAAAGCAACGAUCAAGCGGCCAGGACCGCGCAAGGCGAAGACGACGCUCGCUCCGCUUCCUGGUGCGCAAAAAGCAAAGAAGCUUACGACCUUGGACAAGUCUGCCAUGGACUGGCGAGCACACGUUCAGAAGGAGGAGCUCUUGGGCCUGAAGGACGAGCUCGAAGCAAACAGACGAGGAGGAGGCUACCUCGAAAAAGUCGAGUUCCUACAGAGGGUCGAGGAGCGAAAGGCGGACGCUCUGGACGCUACUAAGAACAAGCGUCGCAGAUCUUAGUGCUUCUGCAUUUCAUACUGGCCCAUAUAUGUUUUUGCUUUCGGGACACAUUGUCGAUUUCGGCAUGAGGGACUGUUUCGGCCAGCCAUUUCUCUCUCAGAGAGUGCGAUAUAUUUAUCACUUCUAUGUUGUACAGACAAGUUGGGUAUUCA
Molecule: messenger RNA, 1039 nt
Organism: Laetiporus sulphureus 93-53
Lineage: Eukaryota; Fungi; Basidiomycota; Agaricomycetes; Polyporales; Laetiporaceae
Exons: 4
Coding region: 72-887 (271 amino acids)
Source: RefSeq, a predicted model, not a curated record